Messenger RNA from Lemur catta (Ring-tailed lemur), 1235 nucleotides. RefSeq lists its product as uncharacterized. Gene Ontology annotation, biological process: extracellular matrix organization. The record is from RefSeq and is a predicted model, not a curated record. NCBI's taxonomy places the organism in Eukaryota, Metazoa, Chordata, Mammalia, Primates, Lemuridae. The transcript has 6 exons. Bases 422 to 1144 code for a protein of 240 amino acids.
UCCGGGCUCAGCGGUGACACUCGGAGCGAACACACACUCCCCGCUCGGAGCCGCCAGACAGCGGAGCGAACCGAGCCGCGCGCCGGCAUCGUCCCGCCGCCCGGCGCCCGCACGCCCCCCGCCUUUUCAAAGGCCCUCCUGCCGCUCCCAGCUCCGCCCGGGACUCCCCGGCCCGCGCGGCUCCCGGCUUCGCUUCGCGGCCACUUCGGCGGCCGCCCGCUGCGCGCCCUCGCCCGCCUUUGAAGUUUGCUGUGCCGGCCGCAAAGUUGGGACGCUUCGGCCGACGGAAUUUUUCGCUUCUCCCCGCUCCGCCCCCGCCCUCCGGUCGCCCGGUUCCCGGACGCCGGCGCCGGGCUGCUCCCGCCGCACCUCGGGGCGGCCGCUCUCCGCCUCCCCCGGGAGGCCGGACGGAUCUCUGAGGAUGGCGCUGCUCCGCUGCUGUCUGCUGUGGCUCCUCCUGCCCAUCGGCUGCGGGACCCAGAAGUUGCCCACGCGAGACGAGGAGCUGUUCCAGAUGCAGAUCCGGGACAAGGCGUUUUUCCAUGAUUCGUCAGUCAUUCCAGACGGGGCUGAAAUCAGCAGUUAUCUCUUUAGAGAUACGCUUAAAAGGUAUUUCUUUGUGGUUGAAGAAGACAACACCCCGCUGUCGGUCACGGUGACACCCUGCGACGUGCCCUUGGAGUGGAAGCUGAGCCUGCAGGAGCUGCCCGAGGAGACGAGCGGAGAGGGCUCAGAUACGGCAAACAAACCUCCGCAAACCACUUCCCAGAAAGCAUGGGUCCCAUAUGGCUGGACGAUGUCACCUGCUCCGGAAAGGAAACCAGUUUCCUCGACUGUUCCAGGAAGCCCUGGGGGCGGCAUGACUGUGGCCAUCGCAAGGACGUUGGAGUCGCCUGCUACCCUGGCAGCGAGGGACACAGACUUUCUCUGGGUUUUCCUCUCCGACUGGUGUAUGGAGAAAACAAGAAGGAGGGAUGCAUGGAGGUUUUUAUCCAUGGCCAGUGGGGAACCAUCUGCGACGAUGGAUGGAGUGACAAGGAUGCAGCUGUGGUCUGUCGGCAGCUUGGCUUUAAGGGCCCCGCCAGAGCACGAGGCGUGGCUUACUUUGGGGAAGGAGCAGGACCCAUCCACGUGGACAACGUGAAGUGCACAGGACAUGAGAGGUCCUUGGCUGACUGCAUCAAGCAGGACAUCGGAAGACACAACUGCCGCCACAGCGAGGAUGCGGGCGUUAU